Messenger RNA from Phytophthora nicotianae INRA-310, 291 nucleotides. RefSeq lists its product as hypothetical. Bases 1 to 291 code for a protein of 96 amino acids. The transcript has a single exon. The record is from RefSeq and is a predicted model, not a curated record. Lineage: Eukaryota; Oomycota; Peronosporomycetes; Peronosporales; Peronosporaceae.
AUGGCUACUGCGCGUGAGAUGUGGACUACGCUCGUAGAGGACAAUACUGUAAGAGACUACUCGUACAUGAUGACGCUGAGGAGCCAACUAUAUGCCCUGAAGCACGUGCAAGGACAACCAAUGUCCGAGUACUUAUCCAACAUGGGACGGACGAGGCAACUACUGAACAUCGUCGACCCGACUCAUGCAAUAAGCGACGACGAGAUGGCACGUAUUCUGGUGAUGGGAGUCAUGCAAACGCACCGGGACUUGGUGGAUCAGUUUUACCUACUCGCCAAGGAAACCCUCUGA